Carassius carassius (crucian carp) is the source of this 4042-nucleotide messenger RNA. Its product is annotated as kinesin-like protein KIFC3. Gene Ontology annotation, molecular function: microtubule binding; microtubule motor activity; ATP binding. The transcript has 20 exons. The coding region runs from base 284 to 3067 and encodes 927 amino acids. NCBI's taxonomy places the organism in Eukaryota, Metazoa, Chordata, Actinopteri, Cypriniformes, Cyprinidae. Gene Ontology annotation, biological process: microtubule-based movement. The record is from RefSeq and is a predicted model, not a curated record.
AGGAAAAGUAGGAGGGGAAAAGGGAAGCCAAGAAUAGCAGGUUGGACAGAUGUGCAUAGUCAAGAGCUGGUGUUGCCAUCCAAAUCCCAAAAACACCGGUGAACAGGCACAAACAAGCCUGCAGAAUCGCCGUGUAGAGCUUCAAAGCUGAAAAAUGAGGAUACAGUGACUUCAGUUGUUGAGGAUCAACCUGAGCAGAUGUGUGAAAAGAGCAGAGAGAUGCUGUGAAGCCAAAGCAUUUCUUUCCAGCCGCUGUCAUUGUAACAUCUUCUACUCAGAAAACAUGUAUGCCUUCUAUUCUCUGCUGGUGUACAUUUUCUACACUGUUUUCAAAAAGGAGGAGGAGGCAGCGCUCGAGGGGGUGUGCAAAGAAUCCCCGGAGGGGCCUGGCCAUGUUUCCAUGGAAACAGAGAGGAAGGGGAAAGGUAGCCACACCCCUGGGUUGGGCAAAAGAGGGUGUACAAGUCUGAGUGAUUUGAGCAGCAGUAGUGAUAGUGAUGGGACGUCCCUCAGUGAUGAAGAUGAUGAGUUAAAUGAAGGUCAUGGAUUACCUGCCAAAACACCAUUAACAGCUUUCCUGUCUUUCAAGCAAGAGGCAGAAAAGAGAAGAGCUACAAAUUCUCCAGCAGAACCAAAUGAAAAGGUGACAGAGUCUCCAUUGCUGUCUGUGAUGACACACCUCCUGAGUUUCCUGGAGCAAUAUUCCCACCUGCAGCAGCUGCAGCAGCAGGCAGAUCAGUACCGUCUGCAGCUGCGCAGACACCGCGUCCAGCACCGGCGGAAAAUGAAGGCCCUGUGUGCUUCCUACCGCCAGCGCCUCAGAGACAAGAACAGUGUGAUUAACAGCCUGGAGGAAGUGAUCGCUCAGCAGCAGAGCCCAUCGUCUGAAAAUGAGGGUGACUGCAUACUUCCUGCAGCAUAUCCGGAUGGGUUGCAUAAGUUGGUUCAGUCCCUAUGCGGGCUGCAAGUAGAGAAGAGUCAGCUGAGAGGAGAGCUGCGUUUGCUUCAUUCCCAGCUGGAGCAGAGAGAACGAGAUCGGCAUACUAAAGUACAGGCUUUCCAACAGCAGAUUGAUGAGCUGAAGAGCCGUAUUGAAGAAAGAGAAGAGGAGCUGUCCAAACUUCGAGUUGCAUCGGGAGUAACAGACUCAGAAAAACGAGUGCUUUGCUUAUCAGCAGAGAAUGAGAGUUUGAAACAUAGCCUCACAGUGACACAAGGUCUUCUGCAGCAGCUGUCAGUCAUCCCUUCCCAGUCCAGCUCUGUGCUCAUCAAGGAAAAUGAGAACCUGCGCAGUCGCGUUCUGCAGCUGGAGAGUUCACUGCAGCAGCAGACAGAGCAGCUGUCGCGUCUGGAGCAGCAGAGGGAGCAAAGCAACUGGAGAAAAGCAGAAGAGCUCAGGAGACGAGAGGAGUGCGUGAGAGAGCUGAGGCUUGAAUUGGACAAAGAACGCAACAAGGAACCUGUGGUUAAAUAUGUUACUCAAACUGUGGAGCUAGAGUCACCUUCAACUCUACGCCAACUAUCCGAAGCCAGACAACAGAAUGAACAGCUUUCUGAGAAGCUAAGCAAUCAGAGAGAACGAUGCCGACAUUUGGAGGAGAACAUCAGACAUUCAGAUGAAGUCAGCUGCAAUUUACAGCACAAGAUUACUGCAUAUGAGAGGGAGAUUGGGACAUUAAGGGAGGAGCUGCUGAAGGAGAUUGGACAUCUUGAGGAAAAGAAAGAAGGGGCUGUUAAAGCGGCAGCUAACUGCUCUCAGGAGCAUCUCCAGAGCUUGCAGGAUCAGUUCACAACCCUCCAGAAGCGCCUGAGUGCUCUCCCUCCCACAUUACAUACCAUGAAGACCGAUUAUGCCAGCCUUCGCAGCCAGGUCCGCAACUUUUCUGACUUCUAUGGAACAGCUAUCAAAGAAGCCAAGAAACAGAUUAUGGCAGGUAUAAAUGAAAUGUCAGAGGCCAACAAAGAACUUAUGGAAAAAUACAGAAAGGAGGUAGCUCUCCGCAGGAAGUACCACGAGCAGCUGGUUGAGCUUAAAGGUAAUAUCCGUGUGCUGUGCCGUGUAAAGCCAGUACUGAAGGAAGAUCAACAUGAGGAAGGCCAAACAGUAAUUGUGACAACAGACCCCAAUAAUGAAUCUGCACUUACAGUUCUAAGCAAAGGAAAAGCCAAAAACUUUGAACUGGAUAAAGUGUUUCAUCCUCAAGCCACUCAAGAAGAGGUGUUCCAGGAAAUUGAGCCGCUCAUCACAUCCUGUAUAGAUGGAUAUCAUGUUUGCAUCUUUGCUUAUGGCCAGACAGGAUCUGGCAAGACCUAUACUAUGGAGGGUACUGUUGAGAACCCCGGCAUCAACCAGCGAGCCCUGAAACACCUGUUCAAUGAGAUUGAGGAAAGAAAAGACAUGUGGACAUUCACCAUCAGUGUCAGUUCAGUGGAAAUUUACAAUGAGGUCCUGAGAGAUCUGCUCAGUAAGGAUGGAGAGAAACUUGACAUCAAGAUCAACCCUGAUGGGACGGGUCAGCUCCACGUGCCAGGACUCAGGGUCAUGGAGGUCAAAAGCUUCCAGCAUAUCAAGAAAAUUUUGGCCAUAGCUCGAAAGAACAGGAUUACAUUUGGAACACAGAUGAACCAGCAUAGCUCUCGGUCUCAUGCCUUGCUCACUGUGACUGUGCUGGGCACAGACCUCGCCAGUGGAGCCAAAACCACCGGCAAGCUGAAUCUUGUGGAUCUGGCUGGUUCUGAAAGGGUGUGGAAAUCUGGGGCAGAGGGGGAGAGACUGAAGGAAGCCCAGAAUAUCAACCGCUCGCUGCUGGCUCUAGGAGAUGUGAUCCAGGCGUUGAAGGCCCACCAGACUCACAUACCCUUCAGGAACUCACGACUCACCUACCUGCUGCAGGACUCACUGGGAAAAGGCAACAAAACCGCCAUGGUUGUUCAGGUUUCUUCUCUUGAGAGCAACGUUGGAGAGACCCUGUGCUCGCUAAAGUUUGCCCAGCGAGUGUGUAAGGUGGAGCUGGGCCCUGCUGCCCGAAAAAUCGAGACAGCUGGACAUAAUGAAAGUAAAAAUUAAUGCAUACCAUCGACCCUCACAAGUAAACACCAGAAAUAGCAUCAUCUCAAGUGCAGAUGGAAAAGUCUUGCACUUUUUAACCCGUGGCUGAGGUUUCCAAACCUACUCAAGGGCUACAAUUCUGGAAACAUACGUUCUAGUUUCUUCCCGCUACCUAGCAAUGGCUUUUCUCCUUCAGCUGAUCUGCAUGUCAAAGUCUCACCAACACCAAUAUCAAGACAAGCUCUCUGUCACCAUAAGUGCAAUGUAUUACAGAAAAUGCUCAACAGGGAAGACUGGUGAUGAUAUUUCAGUAAAUCUUACAUAAAAUCUUGUGUAAUGCUUGAUAUAUACUCAAAAAACUUGAAAUUAUUUGGUAUAAUAUAUAGUCUAGGAAGUAAUGGCCAAACGAUAUAUUUUUAGUGUAUGAUUGGUGUGGACUUCUGAUAGGAUUAUGUGUGUUGAACCAGCCAGGAUGUCUUUUAUUAGGUUCAGAGUUUGUGAGUUCAGCCAGUUCAGCAUUUGCUGAUUUUAUUUCUGACGAAGGUGGUAUGUUAGCAUUUCAAGAUCCAUGCUAAUAACCGAAAGGUCACAUUUUUUUAACCCUUGAAGUGGUGAUUCAUGAACAGGAUGGUUCUUGAGUUAUUUGAUAGCACCACUCUGUUCUGAAGGAGGAAAUAAAGCCAGGAUUUGGAUAGGAAACCAUCUGCUAAAGAUAAGAACGGAGGUAUCUAUACUUCACAAUAUUAUGUGCAAUUGCACCUCUUAGUGGUGAGCAUCUCAUUUUUCAUUUAAACAUUAUUAUAUAUUUUAUUAUAUUUUCAUUAUCUAUUCAUUAUAAACAUACAAACAUCUAAAAUAUCAAUAUAUUUAAAUAAAUGAUAUAUGAUUAUUAAUUUUCUGGGAUGAUUAGGAUAAGUUUACGUUUAAUGUGAAAUGUCAUUGGUCUUUUAGGUUAAGCCAUGUUACAGAGGGGGGUGAGGAAUGCACUUUAUU